This is a messenger RNA of Linnemannia hyalina, 2469 nucleotides long. NCBI's taxonomy places the organism in Eukaryota, Fungi, Mortierellomycota, Mortierellomycetes, Mortierellales, Mortierellaceae. The record is from the annotation of a GenBank genome assembly.
AUGCCUUCCAGUUCCAAGAAGGGCGGAGCCAAGCACUCCCACUCCACGACCAACUCGGUCCGCAAGGAGAAGCGUCUCUCCGAGGCACAGGAGCUCAAGCAGCUCGACGACAAAUGCAAGCACCCUAUCGCAGGAACAGACUCCAUGCAGCAGUUUGACGAGCUCCCAAUAUCGCAAAAGACUCUCAUGGGUUUGAAGCGUGCCAACUUUAUCAAGAUGACUGACAUCCAGCGCAAGGCCUUGCCUCUGGGACUCUGCGGCAAGGAUAUCCUCGGUGCCGCCAAGACUGGAAGCGGAAAGACCCUCGCCUUCCUCGUUCCUAUGAUUGAGAUGUUGUAUCGCCAAAAGUGGGGACCUCAGGAUGGAUUGGGCGCAUUGGUUAUUUCGCCUACACGCGAGUUGGCAGUGCAGAUCUUUGAGGUGCUCCGCAAGAUUGGUCGGGAGCACUCAUUCUCGGCAGGAUUGAUCAUCGGAGGCAAGGACUGGAAGAUUGAGCGUGAGUUGAUCUCCAAGAUGAACAUCCUGGUCUGCACGCCUGGUCGUCUUUUGCAACACAUGGAUCAGUCGGCAGGAUUCAACUGCGAUCUCUUGCAGCUCUUGGUCCUGGAUGAGGCUGACAGGAUUCUGGACAUGGGAUUCAAGAAGAGCAUCAACGCCAUUGUCGAGAACUUGCCCCCUCAGCGUCAAACCAUGCUGUUCUCGGCCACACAGACAAAGUCCGUCAAGGAUCUGGCUCGUUUGAGUUUGAAGGACCCCGAGUACGUCGCUGUCCAUGAGAAGUCUGAGCAUUCUACCCCCAAGAACCUCUCCCAGUAUUACAUGGUCGUCCCCCUGCAACAAAAGCUUGAUGUCAUGUUCAACUUCAUUAAGACCCAUUUGACCUCCAAGGGUAUUGUCUUCCUUUCAAGUUGUAAACAGGUCCGGUUUGUGUUUGAGACGUUCUGCAAGAUGCACCCAGGAGUACCACUGUUGCACUUGCACGGAAAGCAGAAGCAGCAGAAGAGAGCCGAGACAUACGCCAAAUUCGCGGCCCAAAAGGCGGCCUUCCUGUUCUGCACGGAUAUUGCGGCUCGUGGACUGGAUUUUGCUGCUGUGAACUGGGUCAUCCAGCUGGACUGCCCCGAGGACCCCGAGACCUAUAUCCAUCGUGUCGGCCGUACAGCUCGUUAUGAGGCCAGUGGACAGGCCAUGUUGAUGUUGUGCCCCAGCGAGGAGGCUGGUAUGAUUCAAGGACUGGAGCGCGCCAAGGUCCCCAUCCAGGAGGUCAAGCUGAAGCAGGAUGCUAAGGAUGUCAAGAAGGAGCCUAUCCAGAAGCAGAUGCAGCGUCUCUGCUUUAACGACCCCGAGAUCAAGUACUUGGGACAGAAGGCGUUCAUCUCUUACAUGCGGUCGGUCUACCUGCAGAAGGAUAAGACUGUCUUUGACGUCAAUGCCCUGCCCGCUGAGGAGUUUGCGGCGUCCAUCGGACUUCCUGGAGCUCCCAAGAUCAAGUUUGUUGAAAAGUCCAAGGCCAAGAACGCGAUCCGGGGCACCCAAAAGAAGUCGAGCGAUGAUGAGGAUGAGAGUGCGGAUGAGGAGGAGGAGGAGGAGAAGAGCAAGGUCAAGGCUCUGGACGCCAAGAAGAAGAGCAAGAAGGAGGUCGUUCCUGAGGACGAGGAGGAUGCUGAGGCGACGGGAUCGAAGCAGGUCAAGUCCAAGAUCGAAAAGAUGUUCAACCGCAAGAACCAGUCGGUCCUGGCUGACCAUUAUACCAAACUGGUCGAUCAUGACGACGAUAACAAGGUUGCCAAGGCCAGAGCCGGAGGCGACGAUAACGACGACGACGAUAUUUUCACUCUCAAGCGUGCUGACCACGAUCUGGGCGGAGACGAGAUUCCUGAGGACGCUGUGUUGCCGACCUCGAAGAGACAGCAGAAGAUGUCCAAGUUGGAGAAGGCCAAGAACCAGGGCCAGGGUAAUAGGUUGCUGUUUGACGAGGAUGGUGGAGCUCAUGAGUUGUACGAGCUUGAGAACGAGGCUUCCUUCCACGCCAAGGGUGACGCUUUGAGCCAGCAGAAGGAGUUCUUGGAGAAGGAGAAGAAGGUCAUGGACCGUGCCGAUGUCGUCGAUAAGAGUACCGCCAAGGAGAAGCUCCGCGAGAAGAAGGCCAAGCGGAAGCAGCGCGAACGCGAAGACAUGAUGGAUGAGGACUCUGGCGAUGAUGAUGACGAGGUGGUGGUGACACUCGGUAACCCUGACGACUCGGAUGACCAGGGCGACGACUUCUCUAUGGACGAGGACAACUACUCUGGAGACGACAACAGUGAUAACGACGAUGAUGACGAGGAGGAGACACCCAAGAAGCGUGGAUGGUGGCAGGACAAGGCGGACGCAGAAGAGUCCAAGAAGAAGCGCAAGGUUGUCGAGGUCGACGAGCCCCAGACCCUCGCAGAACAAGAAGCCCUUGCCCUCAAGCUUCUCGGCCUUUAG